Messenger RNA from Ylistrum balloti, 1797 nucleotides. RefSeq names its product heat shock 70 kDa protein 12B-like. The record is from RefSeq and is a predicted model, not a curated record. The transcript is spliced from 4 exons. Gene Ontology annotation, molecular function: ATP-dependent protein folding chaperone; ATP binding. Lineage: Eukaryota; Metazoa; Mollusca; Bivalvia; Pectinida; Pectinidae. The coding region runs from base 1 to 1797 and encodes 598 amino acids.
AUGGCAGAAGUUUGUGUCUCGCGGCUGGAAGGACGAACAGAAACUUCUGAUAGGGUUAUCCCGGGGGUAGAAGGUGUCGUGGGGCAGUUGUCGGGUACAGACCAAACGGUCGUAGCCGCGAUCGACUUUGGUACCACCUAUUCCGGGUACGCUUACACAUACCGGCGAGAGUAUGAGAAGUCAGCCGGGUCUCGAGAAAUAGUCAUCAACAGGUGGUCUCCCAAAACGGGGGCCCAUCUCUCGGCCAAGGCCCCUACCACCGUACUGUUUGACCCUGAGAUGACCUUUCACUCAUUCGGGUACGAGGCUGAGGAGAAAUAUGCGGACCUAAUACAGGAGAAACAACAUCAAGACUGGCACUGCUUCAGGAGGUUCAAAAUGAAGCUACACGACAAAAUGACUCUGAAGCGCAAGCUCAAGAUCGAGGACGAGGCUGGUCGAACGUUCCCUGCUAAAACAGUGUACACAGAGAGCAUAAGAUACCUUUAUAAGAAAGUGUUGGCUUCUAUCGAGACUCGCACUUCAAAGAAAGGCAAGGAAACGAUUGACUGGGUGCUUACUAUCCCCGCUAUCUGGACUGAACCUGCCAAACAGUUUAUGCGCGAAGCAGCAGUUGCGGCUGGAAUACCUACAGCUAAUCUUCAGAUAGCCUUGGAGCCAGAAGCGGCCGCAGUCUACUGUCGCUCCCUCCCGGACGGUACACUGGUCGACUCGCAUGACCGCGGGUUGAAGGACGCCUUCAAGCCAGGGGGAUGCUACAUGAUCGCUGACCUUGGAGGUGGAACAGUGGAUACGACAGUACAUGAAGUGGCUUGGGACGGACGAUUGAUGGAGGUUCGUCAAGCGUCUGGCGGACCCUGGGGAGGCACUUCUGUCGACGAUACCUUCUACGAUUUCAUUGUUGAAAAAUUUGGCAAAGAUUUCAUCCACCAAUUCAGAACUGCUAGAGCUUCAGAUUGGAUGAUGCUAACGACAGAAUUUGAAGCACAAAAACGAAAACUGAGUUGUGACCAAACUUCAAAAAUUAACAUUCAGAUACCGCCUCGACUUAUCGCUGAGAGUAGAUCGGCAGUCAAGAGUCAACCAACUGAUGAUAAGAUCAUCAUCGACAACAAUGACUUAGAGAAUUUUUUCAGCCCUUCCACUGACGAUAUAGUGACUCAUAUCCGAUCUAUUCUAUCAGAAGUGAGUAAAGUAGAUCUUAUUAUACUGGUUGGUGGAUUUGCUACCUCCCGUUAUGUUAGUCGGGCCAUUCAAAAUGCUCUUCCGGAAAAGCGAGUCUUGGUUCCACUUCAGGCGGAAGUGGCUGUCCUAUUUGGCGCUGUGUUGUUUGGAUUUGAACCUUUGAUCAUUUGUGCUCGGGUUUGCAAACAUACAUACGGAAUUGGCAGUUUUGAGGUGUUUCGAGAGGGUGAACAUCGGCAAGACUACAAAGUAAUGGUGGAUGGCAGACCGCAUUGUGACAACGUAUUUGGUAUAAUCGUAUCGAAAGGCGAGAGGCUGAGUUCUUCUGAGUUACGUUCGCAUGCAUACUCUUCCACACAUCACGGGGAUCACAGGCGAAGCACCACUAUGGUCGUUCCCGUGUUCGCUUCUACCGAUAUCCAUCCUGAAUACACAACAGAGGACUCGUGUGUGGAGCUCGGCUGUAUCAGCAUCGAACCUCCGACAGACGGUUGGCCAGUGGAGGUACACUAUACAAUAGAAAUGUUUUUCGGACAUACCGAAUUUGCUGUCACAGUGAAAGACGAUUUCACUGGACAAACUUACAAGUCUCAUUUUGACUUUUUAAAGUGA